CUCAGCGGCCCACGCUGCGCCAUGCUGCCCCUCCGAAGCGUCCUGGCCCGGGCUCUGACCUCGCGAACGCUCGCGCUUCAGGUGUGCUCAUCUUUUGCUACAGGCCCCAGACAAAAUGAUGGAACAUUCUAUGAGUUUCAUACCUAUUCACUUAAACCCUCGAAGAUGAAUGAGUUCCUGGAAAACAUCAAGAAAAACAUGCAUCUUCGGACAGCUCACUCUGAAUUGGUUGGAUGUUGGAGUGUAGAAUUUGGAGGCAGAAUGAAUAAAGUGUUUCACAUUUGGAAGUAUGAGAAUUUUGCUCAUCGAACUGCAGUUCAGAAAGCCUUGGCUAAAGAUAAGGAAUGGCAAGAACAAUUCCUCAUUCCAAAUUUGGCUCUCAUUGAUAAGCAAGAGAGUGAGAUUACUUACCUGGUGCCAUGGUGCAAAUUAGAAAAGCCUCCAAAAGAGGGAGUCUAUGAAUUGGCUUCUUUUCAGAUGAAACCUGGCGGCCCAGCUCUGUGGGGUGAUGCAUUUAAAAGGGCAGUUCAUGCCCAUGUAAAUCUAGGCUAUACAAAACUAGUUGGUGUUUUCCAUGCAGAAUAUGGAGCACUCAACACAGUUCAUGUUCUUUGGUGGAAUGAAAGUGCAGACAGUCGUGCAGCUGGGAGGCACCAUUCCCAUGAGGAUCCCAGAGUCGUGGCAGCUGUUCGGGAAAGUGUCAACUACCUAGUGUCUCAGCAGAAUAUGCUUCUGACUCCUGCAUCAUUUUCACCAUUGAAAUAGUGUUCUACUGAAACACAAAAGAUUUCAUUAAUUGGUAUAAAAUAUGUCUGCUAAUGGUGUUUAAGUUCUCCCAAGAGAAUUAUUCUCACUUUUAUUUUAAGGAGGUGAUAAAUUAAUUUACUAUGUCCCUUACAUUUUAUAAAGCUCUCACCACCACUUUAGGAAGUAAAGAGUUCAUUUUUCCCAUGGCAUUUCAAUAUCUGUCACAUAUUAAAAAUAUCUACCAUUUGGAAAAUAAUGUUAUUUGGUCCUGAGAUUAAAAAUCUUUGAAGACUUUUUGGUUUACAUACUGAAAUGCCUUCAUUUAUAAUUAAUUGUACUAAUAUUUACUUCAUUUUGCAUUCUACUUAACAAAGAUACUUGCCACUAUUUCAAGAUCUUGAUUUUUCAUUCAUUUCAGAGGAUGUCUUCUGUACGUUGACAAACCUUUAUUCAAAUACUAAUGUUAUAUUUCCAUGCUUGAAACAAUAGUUUUAAAUUAUUAAUAUACAUUGUCAAACUUUUAAUCGUGUCUGUUUUCCUGAUUUUCCUAAUUUUUGUCAAGUAAAGUUUAUUUUAUAAUAUCAAAUGGUAUUCAUGAGAAUAUUAAACAUAUUUAUUUGUCAUGGAAAAGUACAUUAUCAUUUGUGUCAUCUGUGUUAAUUAUGGUCACACAUUAGCUCUAUUGUCACUGAAUUGGAAAAUAAAAUUAUUAGGUCCUAGUAUUUAAAGUCUUUGAAGACUCUUUGGUUUGUAUGCUGAAAUGUCUUCAUUUAUAAUUAAUUUUACAAAUAUUUACUUUAUUUUGGAUCCUACUUAACAUAAGAUGCUUGAGAUAUCUUUGUUUGAAUGUGAUCUUCAUGGAUAUGGAAAUGUUUGACCUAAUAAAAGCCUACCUGUAUAUUCUGA
Messenger RNA from Ictidomys tridecemlineatus (thirteen-lined ground squirrel), 1653 nucleotides. Its product is annotated as protein NipSnap homolog 3A. The record is from RefSeq and is a predicted model, not a curated record. Gene Ontology annotation, cellular component: mitochondrion. Lineage: Eukaryota; Metazoa; Chordata; Mammalia; Rodentia; Sciuridae.